GGUCCGGGCCCUGAGGGAGCCCAGGACCAGGUCCCGAGGCCUGUAGGGUUCAGUCCCGGUGUAGCCGUGAUGGAGCCGGAGCCGGGUCCCGCUCCCGGUAGGGACCCUCGUCCGUCCCGCUGGGACUGGGACUGCCCGUCGGCUCGGCGCAGGCUGGAGGAGCUCUACUUCCCCCGGCGGACCUGCCCCGAGGAGACCCAGGGCUUCUGGGCCUUCUUCGAGCGUCUGCGCCGCUUCCAGAGCCGCCGUCCGGAGCGGCAACCGACCGGGAGCGACGACGAAGACCAACCACCCGCCCGCCGCCUCGGCCUGCCGCGCCGCUACCACCCCCGGCACCGCGUCAACCUGGCGGUGCCGAGCCCCGAGCCGUCAGCGGGCCACCCGCGGGUGCCCCGGGAAGCCCUGCAGGAAUUCCUCGACGCCUUGCUGCUCUACCUAGACUUCGGCCAGAAGCGGAGCUUCGCCAAGCUGGCCAAGCUGCAGCGGGAACGCGAGGCGCUGCCCAUCGCCCGGGCUCGCCAGCGGCUCCUGCGGGCCGUGGCCGAGAACCAGGUGGUGGUGGUGGCCGGCGACACCGGCUGCGGCAAGUCCACGCAGGUGCCGCAGUUCCUGCUGGCCGCCGGCUACCGCCGCGUGGCCUGCACCCAGCCGCGCCGCAUCGCCUGCGUCUCGCUGGCCAAGAGGGUGGCCUUCGAGAGCCUGCAGCAGUACGGCGAGCAGGUGGGCUACCAGAUCCGCUUCGAGAGCAGCCGCUCGCCCGCCACCAGCAUCGUCUUCCUGACCGAGGGGCUGCUGCUGCGGCAGGCGCAGCGGGAGCCGGCGCUGCCCGCCUACGAGGUGAUCGUCGCCGACGAGGUCCACGAGCGGCACCUCCACGGGGAUUUCCUCCUGGGGGUCCUGCGGCGCCUCCUGCCCGCCCGGCCCGACCUGAAGCUGGUGCUGAUGUCGGCCACCAUCAACAUCCGCCUCUUCUCCGAUUAUUUCGGGGGCGCCCCGGUGCUGCAGGUGCCGGGGAGGAUCUUCCCCAUCUCGGUGAGGGCGGUUUUGGGGCUGGAGAGGGCGGUUUUGGGGCUGGAGAGGGCGGGUUUGGGGCUGGAGGGCGCGGGUUUGGGGCUGGAGG
This is a messenger RNA of Oxyura jamaicensis (ruddy duck), 1120 nucleotides long. RefSeq names its product probable ATP-dependent RNA helicase DHX34. Gene Ontology annotation, molecular function: RNA binding; ATP binding. Gene Ontology annotation, cellular component: intracellular anatomical structure. NCBI's taxonomy places the organism in Eukaryota, Metazoa, Chordata, Aves, Anseriformes, Anatidae. The annotation marks the transcript as partial. The transcript has 2 exons. Gene Ontology annotation, biological process: nuclear-transcribed mRNA catabolic process, nonsense-mediated decay. The record is from RefSeq and is a predicted model, not a curated record.